ACAGGUUUGUUUUGCUUGCUCGAGCUCGUCCUAAAAACACAAGCGGAGGAAGGAAGCAACGACAUCAAACCAUUUCUAAACUAGUCCUCCUCAGCUAGUAUUCUACCAAUAAGCCACCAGCACCGAAACCACGGAUAGUUUUAUAAAUCGUUUUUAGCUUUUAUAUUGUUGGUUUGAUACAGCCGCUACCUCUGUUUUCAUCUACUGCCAACUGCUUGACUUUGACGCAGUAUGCCUUCAGAAAAAACCUUCAAACAAAGAAGGACAUUCGAACAGAGAGUAGAAGAUGUCAGACUGAUCCGAGAGCAGCACCCCAGCAAGAUACCUGUGAUCAUUGAGAGGUAUAAAGGAGAAAAACAGCUUCCCAUCCUGGACAAGACCAAGUUCCUGGUGCCAGACCAUGUCAACAUGAGUGAACUCAUCAAGAUUAUCAGGAGGCGCCUCCAGCUAAACUCCAACCAGGCUUUCUUCCUGCUGGUCAACGGUCACAGCAUGGUCUCUGUGUCGACCGCCAUCUCCGAGGUCUAUGAACGGGAGCGGGACCAAGAUGGCUUCCUCUACAUGGUGUACGCCUCCCAGGAGACCUUUGGCACUGCUACGACCGCCCAAUGAACAGCCUCCCAUUCUUCUUCUUCCACCUGGCAGGCCAUUGGACAAUUGUAGUUUUUAGCCCCCUCCAUGUUUCUUGCCACACACCUUUAGUCUUGACUGUAUGAACUAAAACACAAACUGCUAAAUCUAAACACAGCGUACGAUAAUUUCCCAGCUCGAAUCGGUUCAGGUUGUGAUCUCUAUAUUAUGACUGCAAUGAGCAAAUAGACUGUUUGUGUACCACAACACUCAGCCAGUAGCAUGAAGCCACAAAGGUUGACCAGUACAGCAGAGUUUAAGAAGAGAAAUCCCAGAUCUGACGAUGACUCUGGCCAAUAGAGUCUUUUAGUGAGUGUCUCUGCUUCUUUGUUGUCCUCUCUGGUGAAUCAUGUCCACUGUCAUGGCAACCUACGGCCUGUUGACGGCAGUUAUUUUCAGUGUUGUGGUUACGUGUCUCCUCGGCUGUAUUUAUGUUAACAUACAUACGUCAGGUAGUGAUAUUACAUAAAAGUAACCACCACUUAUCUAUAUAUACAGUAGCCAAUGAACAAAGCCAACCUUAAUUACAAGGUUUUUGGAGACAGGUACCAGAGAAAGUUAAGGGUUUCUGGAUUCACGUGUUUUUAAUGGAGGUUUUUAUUGCAGUUAAAAAGAUAAAACUUAGGGAUUUGUAGUCUCGGUCAGAGUACUUUUUGCCAGAGAAAAAUUAAAUAUGAAGUAGAGAAGAUCCUUAUUAAUCAAUGCAUCUCUGUUCUGUGUCUCGUCACAUUCCCUCAAUGGUCCUUCUAUGGUGUUUUUAUCCCUCCCUGCCAUGUAGCCUAAAGCAUCUUUGCUGUAACAAAAAGAUGUUGGGAAACUGCUUUUGACCUUGAAACAGAUGAUUGUAGUUUGCAAAAAGAAAAAAAAAAUGCCUUGGUGUACAGAUAAUAUUGACUUUAUGGCUUUGAAUAUAAAGGGGUUCCAAUGAGAGUGUAACCAAGUUGACUUUGGACACACUACAAGGAGCAUGGUCUGAUUGCAUGUAUGAAUGGAGGUUAAUGGUGUUUCUGUAAAUGCUGAUGAGGGGAAGGGGGUCGCCAUGUCCUUUCCUUUUCAUCUCCUUUGUCACGCGUAUCUAUUAAGGUGUUGGAAGGAAUGAAGGAAAGCCAGAAAAAGAAUGAAUCACAGGCAGGUUGAUGAGCAGCUUCUCUGACUGUCCAUCUGUGUUUUGCCUUUGACCUACUGGGCUGAUUUCCCAGAGCUGUCAUUGUUGUUCAGUUUCAGUUCACUGAAAUCCAACCAGCGCUGUCACUGUGGGGAACGUACACCUGCCCAGUCGGGUUUUAAGGUCUGCGCCCUAAAAGAAAGAAAGAAAGUCUAUAGAUGGCUCUUCUCACUGUCUGUGCUGUCGUGCUUCUCCUCCUCUUCACCGUCUUCUUAACAGAUUGAGGUUUAGCUGCUUUUAUAUCGCAGUAUUGUAUCAAUUUUGGUUCUUUUUUUAUUUAAUGUGAUUUUUAUUCCAUUGUACGCCAUGUCUUUACUCUUCGCUGUCUACAGUAUGUGAAGUACAAAGGGGACUUUGUUUUCUGACUAGUGAAAGCCACUGUGUGUCUGUUACAGAGGGGUGGAGCAUUUGUUCCAGUGCUGUCUUUUCUGCCUGCUCCUCUGUUUCACACACGCAUAUCCACACACAGCAAUAUGACACAGCCUCCUCUUAUGUAUUUAUGUUGGUAUUUUGUAAACAAUAAAAAGGAGAAAAAAAGAUAAA
Molecule: messenger RNA, 2338 nt
Organism: Siniperca chuatsi (mandarin fish)
Lineage: Eukaryota; Metazoa; Chordata; Actinopteri; Centrarchiformes; Sinipercidae
Gene: map1lc3b
Product: microtubule-associated protein 1 light chain 3 beta
Exons: 4
Coding region: 232-612 (126 amino acids)
Biological process (GO): macroautophagy; autophagosome assembly; cellular response to nitrogen starvation
Cellular component (GO): autophagosome membrane; cytosol; autophagosome
Molecular function (GO): ubiquitin protein ligase binding
Source: RefSeq, a predicted model, not a curated record